UCUUGAACUGCUCGGGUGGCCUCGGGAUAGCCCUCUCUCGCUCGCCGUGUGCUCCGUCCACUACAACGCCAGCAGCAGCGUCGUCGUCUGGCAGUGCGAAGUCGGCCACCAUGGUGCUCAAGACCGAGGUCUGCAGGUUCUCCGGCGCCAAGAUCUACCCCGGCCGGGGCAUCAGGUUCAUCCGCAGCGACAGUCAGGUGUUCCUGUUCCUGAAUAGCAAGUGCAAGCGGUACUUCCACAACCGGCUGAAGCCCGCGAAGCUUUCGUGGACGGCUUUGUUCCGGAAGCAACACAAGAAAGAUUUGCACGACACCGCCGUAAAGAAGAAGCGUAGAACCACCAACAAACCCUACUCCAGGUCCAUCGUGGGCGCGUCGUUGGAGGUGAUCCAGAAGAAGAGGACCGAGAAGACCGAGGUCCGCGCCGCAGCUCGGGAGGCGGCGUUGCGAGAGAUCAAGGAGAGGAUCAAGAAGACGAAGGAUGAGAAGAAGGCGAAGAAGGCCGAGAUGGUGAAGACGACGAAGGGGGUCGGGAAGCAGGCGACACGGGCAGCUCAGCCCAAGGCUGCGAAGACCAGUGCCGGUGGCAAACGUUAAGCAUGGAAAUUUGCAAUAUUUGUGAUUCCAGCAUUUUUGGGUUUUUACGUGACAGUGCCGAGGUCUUUAGGGGAGGUUUAGUGAUGGACACUGUGGUUGUACUGUAUGGUUGUUCUUAUCACAUUUUGAAUUUCUCAUGAGCAUUUACCUAUGGUUGUGUACACGGAAGUCUUAAUUCAUGCGGGGCUUUGCUUGAUUAGUAGUUGCUAUUCAAACUCGGACCAACAAUUCUCCUGGAAUGAGUUUAUUGUAGGUCGUAAACGGGAAUUCAUUAGUUUAGCACCAGUAUCCUAUAUUCGAAUAAUACGACAAUUUUUGGAUGUCCAGAUUUCGAUGUGCUGAGGCUCAGUUUGUCUUAAAAACACUGAUUAGCAUCUCAGUUCUUUAAAAAUCAGGGUUUAGGUCGAGGUCCACGGUAGAGGUUUCGUAAUUCAGUAGUAGUGGGUAGUAUGGUAAUACUGUGUCUUCAUAGAAUUCGAUUCCACCGUUUCUGUACAGAUAAAUCUGUUUUUCUGGCUUUGGUAUUUUAGUCAUUCAGUUCUUGAGGGCUUUGGUAGGCUUUAUUCUAAUUGAAUACUUAUCACUCAUCGUCUGUUUGUU
This is a messenger RNA of Physcomitrium patens, 1196 nucleotides long. RefSeq names its product large ribosomal subunit protein eL24. Gene Ontology annotation, cellular component: cytosolic large ribosomal subunit. Gene Ontology annotation, molecular function: structural constituent of ribosome; mRNA binding. Gene Ontology annotation, biological process: cytoplasmic translation. The record is from RefSeq and is a predicted model, not a curated record. Lineage: Eukaryota; Viridiplantae; Streptophyta; Bryopsida; Funariales; Funariaceae.